GUGGUGAUGGUGAGUUAUGUGGGUAUACAAAUGAUGAUACAGCAGACUUUGUAUGGAUUAGAGGGAGUGGAAGAAUAGAUGGAUACACAAAAGGAAUAGCAUACGACCAUACGUAUGGAACUGCUGAUGGUCAUUACAUGUACAUGGAUACCUCUGCUUCAACUGGUCAACGUUCUAGACUUGUUUCUAGGACUUACCCACCAACUAAUGCCCAAUGUUGACAUUUUAUUCACAUGUGUAUGGAUCAAAUACAGGAACACUGAGUGUGUUUUACAAGGAAGAAAAUGGCUUGCCCAUGCUGCUGUGGUCCAUAAGUGAAGAUAUGGACAACCAUUGGAGACCAAUGCAAGUUACUAUCACAGCAACAACUUCAUAUCAGAUUAUAUUUGAAAGUAUUGUUGGAAGUGAAGUAGGGGAUGGUCACGAUAUUGCGAUUGAUGAUAUUCUACUUCUACCUAAUGCUUGUCCACCACUUGGAUCAUGUACAUUUGAAGAUGGUUUGUGUACUUGGCAAAAUUCAGAAAAUUCUGAUGACUUUGAUUGGCUAAGAGCUGCUGGGGAAAGCAUGACAGCAGAUACAGGACCAACAGUGGACCACACACUUGGAACACCAUAUGGUGUGUAUUUACUUAUGGAAGCAUCCACACCACAAGUAGAAGGAGAUAUGGCAAGAUUAUUCUCUGUCAGGUUGGAUAAUUCAGUACCAAGAUGCUUGCAGUUUUUCUAUCACAUGCGGGCUAAGACACCAACAGGAAUGGGAUCAAUAAAAGUUAUUCAGUAUUGGAAUUCUGAUUAUAAUUAUGAAUUAUGGGAAGACCAUUCAACAUAUGGUGAUCAGUGGGUUGAAGCUAUGGUGGAUUUACCAAACAACGUCACACAAGAUGAUAUGUUUGUUAUAAGAAUACAAGCGUAUGUUGGAAGUAGUGCUUACGCUGACAUUGCAAUUGAUGAUAUUAACCUGAUGCUUGGUGUGUGUCCUUAUGUACCAACAGCACCACCUGACUGUGCAUACUAUUGUGAUCCAUCUAACCCAUCCACUUCAGUAUGCAUACCAGCAGCAUCUGUUUGUGACUUUAACAUUGAUUGUCCUGUUGAUGGAAUUGAUGAAAUAAACUGCGAGUAUGAUUGUACUUUUGAUCUAGACUUGUGUGGAUGGAUGGAAGCGAGCAGUGGAUCAUUCCGUUGGUCACAAGGUAGUGGAAGCACACCUGAUGCUAAUACAGGUCCCAGUGGUGACCACACAGGAAAUGGUCGUUACAUGUAUGUUGAUGCUGAUAGUGGAGUAAGUGGUAGCCAAGCUCACUUAGUUAGUAAAGUGAUUCCUCAAAGUGGACCUCAGUGUGAGAUGACCAUAUAUUACCACAUGUAUGGUGAUCAUAUUGGAACUUUGCAGGUGAACAAAAAGAUCAAUGGUCAGGACAAUAUAAUGUGGUCGCUUGUAGGCAAUCAAGCAAAUGCAUGGUACCAAGCUAUUGUUAAGCUAGGAAGAACAAAUACACCUUUCCAAAUUGAUGUAACUGCUACGAGGAGUUUUGAUGUUUUAGGUGAUAUUGCAAUAGAUGAUAUAGCAUUUCAAAAUUGUGGCCUGCCUGUUCCACAGUCUAGCUGUCUUGCCCAAGAAUUUCAGUGUGAUAGAGGGGCAUGUGUUGAUGUUGCUCGCAUCUGUGAUUACACUGAUGAUUGUGGGGAUAUGUCAGAUGAAGCUGACUGCACUGCUUACCCUGCAAGGUGCAACUUUGAAAAUGGUGGAAUUUGUGAUUGGACUCAAGAUAAUGACGACGUGUUUGAUUGGACAGUUUCUAGUGGUUUCCGAUGCAGAGCAGAUACUGGACCUUGUGUUGAUCAUACAACAAGCACUCGGGAUGGAAAGUUUCUAUUUAUAGAUUCUUCAACCCAAAUUUCAGGGGAGACAGCUCGUAUUUUGAGUCCUACCAUGAUAUCACGUGUCAAUGCUGAAGAUUGCUCACUACGUUUACAUUACCAUAUGUAUGGAGAAAAUGUCCGAAGUUUGACGGUUUUUACCAGAACUCAAAUAGGAGGACCAUUAGAACAACAGUGGAAACAGCAUGGUACACAAGGAGAUGCGUGGGAACGAACUGAAGUGAAACUUAAACCAAUUGCGAAUAUACCAUUCCAGGUUUUGAUUGAAGCAAUGUCCCCAAACAGUGCACUAGGUGACAUUGCAAUUGAUGAUAUCAGUUUCUCAAAUUCAUGUGAAGUGGAUGGUAGCGUAUUACCACCUGGUACAACUGUUGCAACUACAACUGAAUCACCUUGUCCUGGUGACCUUGAGUUUCACUGUGGUGAUGGAACAUGUAUGCAUAUUGAAAAGUACUGUAAUGGAGUAACGGAUUGCAGCACUGGCUUGGACGAGUUAUAUUGUGGUGAUUGUACAUUUGAAACUGACAUGUGUGGUUGGGAUGAUGUGAGCUCUGGAUUAUAUCAAUGGGAUCGUGUGUCAUCGGGCUCAGUUAUUUAUCCUUCUUCAGACCACACACAAAUUUCUGGUUCAGGUUGGUUUGCAUAUGUUGACCCAGCAGCUGGUGACUACAUGAACUAUGCACACUUGAUCAGCCCUCUACUUCCACAAACAUCAACCACCUGUGCCAUCAACUUCUGGUAUUACAUGUAUUCACCAACGGAUUCAUUUGAUGCAAAGAUCGCUUUAUUGUUAAACAAUGAGGAUGGAAGUCAGAUUAUUUGGAGUUCUGCAAUAAAUGGUGGAAAUCGAUGGAACAACCAAAACAUGGUGGUUGGCGCACAAAACCAUGGUCACUACUUUGUAUUUGAAGUUUACCAUGGCUCAAACGGAGCAAGUGCUGCCCUGGAUGAUAUUUCAUUCAUUGAUUGCCAACAAUCCUCAUCCAACCAGUGUGACUUUGGUCAGUUUGCCUGCACCACUGGCUCUUGUAUUCCAAUAGAAAAUCGAUGUAAUUUUGUUGAUGAAUGUGGUGAUAAUAGUGAUGAACAAGGAUGUCCAAGCUACCAAGCUUGUGACUUCAACACUGACUUUUGCUUGUGGGAAACUGAUCCAUCGAGUACAUUGACAUUAACAAGAGGGAUAUCAUACGAUUCAAAUUCACCAACAACAGACCAUAACAAUAAUGCUGGUGGUUCAUACUUGUAUGUUAAAGCAACAUCUGCAAAUAAUAAUCAACAAUCAUAUCUCAAUGGACCAGUAGUAUACCCUGUUGAUGGUACAGCUUGUCAAAUUCGAUUCUUCUCCAACAUAUAUGGUCUUGAUUCAGGAAGAAUAGACAUUGGGAUUCGAACUACGUCAAGUGGUUAUUCCUUGGUUAGCAGUAUCGUUACCAUAAACAAUGAUCAACUAUGGCAUAAACAAUCUGUACCCCUGAGUUCAAAAGAAUAUUUCCAGGUUGUUAUUGGGGUUAUUCGUGGUGUUGCUGAUCAAGGAACUAUUUCAAUCGAUGAUGUAAGUCUUUCACCAAGCUGCAAAGUUGAUCCAAAUGCCAUCCUUCCCUGCCCUGCUAACAACCUACCAUGUGACAAUGGAUAUUGUCUUGCAGCUGAUAAAUUUUGCAACUUCCAGACUGAAUGUCCAGAUAGCUCAGAUGAACUGACUUGCCCUUCUACUUGUGAUUUUGAAUCUGCUGGUGGUUUAUGCCAAUGGUCAAAUGAUCCAAAGAACUCCAUACAUUGGACACAUCAGCAGGCUAUCAGUAGUAGUCCUGUAGGUACUGGGGGACCGGCUACUGACCAUACGUCUGGUACAAAUCAAGGCAACUUUGUUAUUUUGAAAUCUACAAAUCAAGUGUCAGUCAACAGUAAAGUGAGCUUGCUAAGUCCAACAUUUUCACAAGCUGGUCUCACUUGUUCAAUUCAGUUUUGGUUAUACAUGUAUGGAGACUUUGCUACACUUCGAAUUAAGACAGUAACGGAUACAGAUUCAAAAGAAUAUUGGCAACAGAAUGGUGACCAGGGCAGUCAGUGGAUCAAACACAUUGUUAAAUUACCAACUUGUUUAAAAGACUUCCAAAUUUCAUUUGAAGUUGAAGUAAUAUCGGCAAGUCUUGGAUCUAUCGCAUUAGAUGAUGUAUCGUUCCUCUCAUGUGAAUACCCAGAUGCAACACCUGGCUCAACAUGUUCCGCUAACCAAAAACAAUGUAUGAGUGGCCAUUGCAUAGAUGCUGAUUACUGGUGUGACUUUAACUAUGAUUGUUGUGAUGCAACUGAUGAAAAUGCUUUUGAAUGUGCAAGCUAUUCACGCUGUAAUUUUGAACGUGAUUAUUGUGAGUGGAAAAAACCAAGUGAUGGUUCAGGAAACGAAUGGUUGGUUGGGAAAUCUCCAAGUAACAAUCCAGCAUUCGAUCACACAAGCAAUUUAGAAAAUGGGAAAUAUCUUUAUGUUGAUUCAUCUAGUAUGAGUGGAAGUGCCCAACUUCAAAGUUUUGUAUAUUCAUCUACUUCAUCUCAGUGUUACAUAAGAUUCUAUUCAUUUAUUGAGGGACCAGGAGCACAAUCAUUAAAGGUGAUUGUUGUCACAACAACUGGAGAGUCAGUAAAACUAACAUUGGCACCAGAUGUCAGUGCACAGUGGACACGGAGAAGCAUUUUACUUACUCCAGCUAAUUCAGCUUUCCAGGUUGUACUAGAAGGUUUGGUCCAAUCUAUCAGUCCUGGUGUGAUUGCAGUUGAUGAUAUCUCAUUUAGUGAAGGUUGCAUUAAAUCACCAAAUGAAGGCCCUGUAAUACCUGGUGGUCAAACCACAACCAUUAUGCCACCAUAUGUGUGUGAUGGUAACAGCUUUUUCUGUGAUGAAUCAGGAUUUGUAUGUGUGGACCCAGAUAAAGAAUGUGACUUCAAUAUGGAUUGCCCAAACAACAAAGAUGAAGAAAAUUGCCCAACGCAAUGCUCAUUUGAGGGAACACCUUCUAUAGAUGGAAGUAAAUGUGGAUGGGGUGAAAGUAUAGCAAGCCAACUGGAUAGUUUCAACUGGGUGAUAUCUGAUGCUCAAAGUGCAAUUAUAGGCAUGGCACCAACAACUGACCAUACCACAAUGUCCCAGCAAGGAAGUUUUGCUUACAUUACCAAACUUGGUUAUCAACCUUUACAAACUGCUGAACUUGUUUCACCUAUGUUUAAAAAGUCUUUCAGCACCUGCAAGAUUGUCCUGUAUUAUUACCAAACUGGAAUCUCACCCGGUCAAACGGAUGUAGUUUUAACAACAAACAAUGAAUUUUCAUUGAUGGCUUCAAUAACAAAUAAUGGGGAUUCAAACUGGAAAGCAUUAGCACUGGAUAUUGGUAAACAAGUAUACACAUUCCAGAUAUCUAUAACAAAAGUAGAUGAAGGAUAUGAUGGGAUUACUGCCAUUGAUGAUGUGAAUUUCAUUGGAUGCAACACACCACUACCAUCAUCAUGUAACCCUGCUAAUCAGUUUCAAUGUACCACCACACAUGUGUGUGUAGACCAACAUGAUAAUAUAUGCGACGGUGUGGAUGAUUGUGGAGAUUACUCUGAUGAAUCAGGCUGUCAAACCACAUUCAUUACUACUUUUGAAACUGGAUUAAAUGGUUGGAGCCAAGAUAAUAUUGAUGAGUUUGACUGGACAUUACAAUCUAAAUAUUCAGAAACUACAACAGGACCUUUAAGAGAUCACACACUUUCGAACAAGUUUGGAAAUUACGUUGUCAUGUCAUCAGCAUCACAAACGGCUGGUGAUAGAGCAUGGUUGAAUAGUUCUCCAAUGCAAAGUAGAACAAACUGUGAGCUUCGAUUCUGGUUUUACAUGAAUGGUCCAGACGUCUACAGACUUUCUGUAUAUACUCGAAUAAAUACUAACGGUGGGUUUAAUCAUUUGAAAGACUUUAUUGGGGAACCAACUGACAACAUGUUGUGGCAGCGUGCUGUUAUACCACUGAUUGUGGAUGAUCCGUUUGUGGUUGUAAUUGAAGGUGUUGUUGGAUACGGAAAUGUUGGUUUUAUUGCAAUUGAUGAUGUUUCAUUCUCAACUGAGUGUUCAACUUAUAAUGGAGUUCUCCCCACAUUACCCAAUGGUGGCACACCAUCUGAACCCAACCCCCCAUCAUCGUGUGAUGAAAGUAUUGAGUUUUCAUGCAGAAUAAACUCAGGAGCGAACUGUGUGUCUUUGGAUAAAGUUUGUGACUUUAGAUCAGAUUGUCAGGAUGGCUCAGAUGAGUCAACGUGUGUCAGCAAGAAAUGUGACUUUGAAUCUGGAUGGUGCGGUUGGACUUCAGGAACCCAAAUCCAAACAAUGGAUGAUACAAACGUAUACAGCUGGAAGAAGGGCAAAGGAAGUACUUUACUUCCAAAUGAAAAUGGGAAAAGACCUGGAACUGAUCAUACACAAUCUACUGCAUCUGGAUUUUAUAUUUAUGCUGAUUCAAACCAGGCAUCAUCUAACUCUACUGCUCAGUUAUUUUCAACUAUGAUCGCAAAAUCUGGUUCUCAAUGUACACUGAGAUUUUUCUACUGGAUGGGAUCAAAAGCAACCGACCAAGUUGGUUCACUUCAUAUAGUUGCUGUGAAUAACCAAGGAACACGACUUGAACUUGUUGAAGUCCAACGUGUACAAGUUAAUCAAUGGUCAGAAGCACGAGCUUUGAUAGGAUCGCUUGUUAAUUUCCAGAUUGUGAUUGAAGCAAGGGCACAAAAUAUGAACGAUGUUGAUAUCUCUGUUGAUGACUUGGAGUUUAUGGAUUGUUCACCAAAUAUACCAUCUACAAGUGGAUGUGCAUCAACACAGUUUACAUGCGCUAACCUUGUGUGUAUUGACCAGUCAGUAAUUUGUGAUUAUGCUGAUGAUUGUGGAGAUGCAAGUGAUGAAGUACAAGCACUCUGUUACCAAAAAUUCCCAAGAUGCAACUUUGAACAAGAUUUGUGUCAAUUUGAACGAGAAUUUGUUGACUUUCAAUGGCAGCUAUCAACACCAGCUAUGGUUGUUGAUGGUACGUUACAACCAGCAUAUGACCAUACUCUACAUGGACCACAAGGUCAUUACUUGCUAGCUGACCCCAUGACAUCAACUGAUCCAUCACAUAAUGGGAAAGCAAGAAUUGGAACUCCAGGGUUGUUCAGAUCAACUUCUCUAUAUUGUGUUGUUCGAUUCUACUACCAUGUGAUGUCAACUAGUGAUGUGUUGAAGAUUUACACACGCACUGCGUGGACAUCCAACCCAACAACUGGUCUCAACCUUGUCUACACAAACACAGAUGAUGCUAAUUAUGCUGGACCUGGUAACUUCUGGCAAAGAGCUGAUGUAACUGUUGCAGCACCCACUGAUUUCCAAGUUAUUUUUGAAGCAAGUCACACAACUGGUGAAUUCACACCAUCCAUAGCUAUUGAUGAUAUCAGCUUUAGUGAUGGUUGUGCAUAUGAUGCGUCGGGUGAGCAUGGGGUCAUCCCCACAGCCCCACCCCAACCCUCUGAAUGCGGGGAUGGUUAUUACCCAUGCGCUGCGGGUGGUUGCUAUGAUAACUCACAAAGAUGUGACUUUCUUGAUGAAUGUAAAGACUCACAACCUCCUAAUGCACCGUCAGAUGAAAAAUCUUGUGGAUCAUCAUGUACAUUUGAUAACGAUGGUUGUGGAUGGACAAACUCUAAGUCAGCAACUUAUAAUUUUGAUUGGUCAAGAUCCAGUUCUUCAGGUCCAGGUUCUGAUCAUACAUCCGGGUCUGGUUCAUACAUGGUUGUAACAACUGGGCCACAAACCAAUGUUGGAUCAAAAGCUCACCUUAUCACUGAUGUAUACCAUAGAUCUGCUGCAAGUUGUAAGAUGAAUUUUUACUACAACAUGAACUCCAACGAUAAUCAGAAUUCUGAUAUUGGAAUGCUUCAUGUAAUAAUCAAGUCUUCAUUGGGUGCAAAUCUUGUUUUGAAUAUACCUGGAAGCCAAGGCAAUACAUGGACACAGAGUAUAGUUCCUGUUGGACAAAACAGAGAUUUUGAGAUUGUGUUUGAAGUUGAAAAUGGGAAAGCCAGUGGAUAUGUUGCAAUAGAUGAUGUUACUUUCAAUGACUGUGGUGACCAAUCAUCAGGUCAUGUAUGCGAUGCUAAUGCAUUUACAUGCGCAGAUGGUCAAUGCAUAUUCUCUGAUGAGGUAUGCGAUAUGAGAAAUGAUUGUGAUGAUGGAAGUGAUGAACUUACAUGCCCAUUACAUGAUGGAGAUUGUACAUUUGAUGGACAAGCAUGGGGUGGAACCAGUGGUUGCAAGUAUGUUCAAAACCAAGAUGAUAAUGGUGAUUGGCAAUUAUCUGAUGGGACAGGUCUAAGUAAUGGAAACCCUGUCACAAGUGGACCAUCUAUGGACCAUACACCAUCUGCUGGUGGUUAUUUCGCAAUGGUUGAUGUAACCUCCCUUCCACCUGGUUCAGUGGUUAGGUUCACCACAUCAAAAGCAAUGCCUGCAAGUACAGACAUCUGUACAAUUCGAUUUUGGUAUUUUAUGUCAGGAACUGAGUUAUCCACAAUAUUACGAACAUAUGUUGUUGAAAGCACUGGCACACGUCUACUUACUUCAUCUUUCUAUGGAAAUACUGGAUCCAGUGAUUGGCAAUAUGCAUCAGUAGUUGUGAGCAGUAAUAAUUUAUUCCGAGUUGAAUUUGAGGCUGAAACUGGCAAUUAUGCCUCAAGUGGCGGAGUGAUUGCAGUUGAUGAUGUCACAUUCACUGAUGCAUGUCGUGAAGGACACACAGCCACUGCCCCACCCAUACACUGCACAACAACCCAGUUCUCAUGUUCAAACAAUGGUGUGUUGGAGUGUAUGCCAAACUCAUAUAUAUGUGAUGGUUUUGUUGACUGCAGUGAUGGUACAGAUGAAGUUGGGUGUGCACCUGUCACUAACCCUGGAACAACACCACAACAACAUACUGGGAAAUGUAAAGAUAAUGAGUUCCGAUGUUCAAACGACGCUUGUAUAAGUGGUUUGUUAGUUUGCGAUGGCGUGGCUGAUUGUAACAAUGGAGAUGAUGAAAAGAGUUGCCCAGUCAUCACUUGCUCUGUUGGUCAGUUUUACUGCAAUGAUAAUGGUGGGAGUUGCCUUUCUUCAUCUUUACAAUGCGAUGGUCAAGUGGAUUGUAUGGCGUAUAAUGCAGAUGAAAGCUUAUGUGGCAUGUGUCCAAUGAACUACUGUCAAAACAACGGUCAAUGUAAGUUAGCAACACAUGGAGCCCCAUAUUGUCAAUGUUUAACUGACUAUGUUGGAAUGAGGUGCAACGUGUAUAAACCGGAUACUGGUAACCCUACAUCUACCAGUCUAAGUGGAGGUUCUGUUGCUGGUAUUGUGAUUGGAUGUAUCCUAGGUGUCACCAUGCUUGUAGUUGCUGCAUACUUUUAUAUUACAAGAGAAAGAAGAUUCCGGAGUAAACUGGAUCAUACCGGUUAUGACAACCCAAUACUAUAUGACACAACACCAUAUGGUUCAUCUAGUUUUGGAACUGAAAUGACAAGCACAAGCGGUGCUACUGCUAUGAGAGAAAUACCUUCACCAAGUGGGAUAUCCAACCCUGGUUUCAAUGAUUCAGACUUACAAACAUUUGGACAAUCUAAUGAUAUAUAUGCAACUGUUCAAAAACCUUCCAAACAUGAUGAUAGUAAUGCAUAAUUACUAACAUUCUUUUCUCAUUUUUGUUGUUUAAUUUUAUACUAUUAUUAUUUUUAGCUCAAUAAUUUAUAUUAUAAUGCAAUAAACGUUGACAUAACA
Messenger RNA from Ciona intestinalis (vase tunicate), 9682 nucleotides. The record is from RefSeq and is a predicted model, not a curated record. Lineage: Eukaryota; Metazoa; Chordata; Ascidiacea; Phlebobranchia; Cionidae.